UUUUUUUUUCUUUAUCUUGUAUCAUAAAGUCAUUUUUUUGUUUUUUAUAUGAAUAAAGCAAGUAGAAGAUUAAAAGAGUACAUGAAACUAAUUUGAGCAAUUUUUAUUUAAUCAAUCAAAACAUGGAAGUUCAUAGUCCUGUAACGUACCACCGUUCAAGCAUAAAGUCAGAAAGACCUGUGUAUUAUGGAAAACAAACAAGUAAUGACAUUGGAGGCCCAGUUAUCCUACAUCCACUUAUAAUUGGAAAAGACAUAGUUGUAUGUAUGCCAGAGGUGAACAGAGUGCUACGGAAUGUGUAUCAGGUAUUAUCGCAGGCUAAUUAUUACUUGUCUAAGAACGGAAUAAGUUCCAGGCGUUACACAGGUGCACAGUUAAUACGAAUUAAGAUGUUGGGUAUACUGGGACAUGAAGCAAAAGUUUGUUCAUACAUAUUACAGAAAGAUGCAGAAUAUAUAUUUGAUAGCUUUGAUGUAAGUGGAGACAGCAGAAAAAGUGCAUCUAUUGAAUGGAUGGAUCCGGUUUUACUUGAUGAAAAGCCUAUUCCAGAUUUGCCAAAAAAAGCAAUUGCAAAUAAGCCAACAAUACCAGACGGUCCAGUUAAAGUGCAUUUGUUUAGGAUUGGUGGAGACAUAGUUGUUUGUGCACCAGAUGUUCAAAAAGUUGUUCAAUCUCAUUUCCACCAAGGUGCCACUGUAGGUUACUACUUCACUAAGCUUGGAAUUGUGCCGUACAAGUUUAUUCACACUUCACACUUAGAUAAAAUAAAACAGCUAGGUAUUAUAAAAAAAUCAGCUGUACAUUGUACUUACGUGUUAAAAACUGAUGCAAUGCGAGUUUUUGAUGCUUAUGGUAUGAGCCAAGAUGUUAUUAAAGAAAAGGUUAUUUUUUUGGAGGAAAUUCAGCUCAACGAACAACCCAGUCACUCGUGGAAACCAGUCUCAAUAAAUAUGAAAAGUGAAGAUUCUCCAAGCAUGAUAAACAGUCCCAAACAGGAAUGUUUUUCUCCUGCCAGCGUUUCUGACAAAUCAAAUCAGAGCAUACCUGCUAGUGAGGAUGAUGAUGAAGAGAGAAAAGCUAGCUUGGAUAUUCAAGAUAUGACUGUUCAUGUUUUUAUUGUCGACAAACAUGAAGUUGUUUGUAUGCCGGAUAUUCAUAAGAUUGUCCAGAGUAUACAUGGAAAUUCCAUUCAGGUCAAUUACUAUUUCAAUAAAUUAAGAGUGCAAAAAAAGAGAUUUUGUUUCGCACACUUGCGGGAACUAAAAAGUCGUAAUGUUUUGCAAAAUAAUGCCACCUAUUGUACAUAUGUUCCGAGAGCUGAUGCAGAGAAACUCUUUCAAAUCUAUUGUUUGGUAGAUGAUCCAAAGCUGCAACAAAUUUCUUGGACUGAACCAAUCAACUUAGAUUGUAAACCUGUUAUUUCAGAAUCAGCAUGUAAUGGAGAUGAAAAUAGAACGGAAGAAGAAGUUGUCAUCCAUACGUUUAGCCUGGAUGAGAAAGUUGUAAUUACUGUUCCAGAUGUUCAUAAAAUUGUUGACUUCUUGGAAGAACAGAGCGCCUCACUCGAUUAUCAUUUUAGAAAGUUAGGAAUUAUGAAACACCGAUUCACCUACUCCCAACUGCACCAGCUGAGACGUUUGGAUGUGAUCAAAAGGCCUACAGUUUGUACGUAUGUCACGCGUGAGGAUGUCGACAAACUAAUCAGUAUGUACGAGACCGAAAGAAAUAAACACAAAAUUCUACGUGUGAAAUACCUAGUCCCAAUAACUUUGGUUCCAGGAAGUGUUCAGGGUAAGCCUAGUAAAGCAGAAAAAUCACCAAUCUCGCAGAGCAAUUCAUUCAAUGAUGAAACAGUUCAAAGCCCUACGUCAUUUGUUCAUCCAUCUGCAAUUCGUGAGCCAAGUCCUACACAAUUCUCUCAUUCUUCCUCAAUAAGCGAAUCGAACUCCACGAUCGUGUCACGGCAAAGUCCAAUGAUGAGUCCAACGUCUGCUGCAAUUUCGCACAUACAAAACACUCAUCCGUCAAUUGAUUGUCCAAUUGUCAUUCCGAGCAGCGAUUAUGAUACUUCUAGGGCAUCAGAAUAUCGUGAUAGAGGUCUGCUGAAUGGCAAAAGAAGUCAUUGCAAUGAUGGUCAUGAUUCAUCAAAGCGUAUGCGGUACGAUUCCGAUUACACUACCCUGGUGAACGACCUAAACCGAAAAGAAGAUGAACUUAGACUGCUUCAUGAUGCUUACCAAAGGGAUAUCGUUAACGAACGCGAGAAAAGAGUUUUCGUCGAAAUGAAAUAUGAAAGCACUAAAGAUAACCAUGCCAAAGAAGUAAACAAAUUGAAAGCAGCUUUAGAAUCGCGAGAUUAUGAACUACAACAGCUCAAAGUGGAGCUUGAGAAUGAAAAAAAGACUAGGGAGCGUCUUGAAAAAGAACUCGAAGAUUCAAAAAAUUUGAAAAAAGAGUAAUGUUCAAAUAAUUUUUACUGUUAAUGAUUUUUCUACUUCUUUUAAAACCUUCUAUGUAUAUAUUUUCCACGUUCAGUAUUUUAAUGGUUCAUUGACGAGUAUUUUUUAAUGAAAAAAAAAACAUGCAUUUAUCACAUUUUAUUUAUUGAAUUCAGAGUUUUUUAGUUCGUGCUUUGUGGUAGAAUCACCAAACAAGUUUUUUCAAACAGAUAUUUAUUUUUGCGAGCAUUAGAUAUCGCGAAUUUUAGAUUUUUGGGAUAAUCAAAUUCGUAAAAUGAUUGAGGAAAAGCCCGUUUCUCUAGUCUUCGUUUUUCAAUCCCUUGAUCAUUCGCGAAAAUUUAUAUUCGCGAAAUGCUCUACACUAGUCGAUUCGAGAAAAUUAAUCUCCCUAAGACUUAACAAAAACAAACUAUAAUCAUUGGGGAAAAAUUAUCUAUUUUGGAGAAUUUCGUCAUUUUGUCUGAUAGAGAGUUGUCAAAAAAAGGUCUUACAAAAAAAAGGUUCCGGAAAAAUAAAGAUAUCAACACAAAGUUUUAUUAUAUGGUUUUACUGUGUAAAGUUUUCUUAUUUACGUUUGUGUUUAUACCAAGUUAACUUUCAUACCAGUUUAAUAUUUUGAUAUUGAAAAUAUAUGAUAAUAAAAUUCAUUGUUU
Hydractinia symbiolongicarpus is the source of this 3112-nucleotide messenger RNA. RefSeq lists its product as uncharacterized. The coding region runs from base 123 to 2459 and encodes 778 amino acids. Lineage: Eukaryota; Metazoa; Cnidaria; Hydrozoa; Anthoathecata; Hydractiniidae. The record is from RefSeq and is a predicted model, not a curated record. The transcript has 7 exons.